UCGGGCUGGCUCUGUGCAGCCCGGGCGCGUUGGGACGGGAGGCGGCGGCGGCUGCUUUGGGUCCGUGCGGUGAGGGGCGCCGGGGAGACGCGGUCUCGGGGCCGGAGCCCCCUGGGCGAAGCCGCUGAGCGGGCUGGCGAGGAGCAGGUGCCCCCGAACCAUUUCUCUCUCCCGGCUUCCUCCUUUGCCCCUCAGGAGCCGCUCCCCUCCGCGCUGGGUGCGGCGCUGAGAACCUUAGAGAAAAAUCCUCUGAUUAUGGCACCAUCUGGAAGAAAGCAUGCAGGGAAAGCUGGUAAACCAAUACAGGAAGAUCAAGCCUUAUGUGCCUAUGACUUUCAGGAAGAGGAAAAGAAAAACUUGAGUGGAUCAGAGGAAGAUAUUAGGGAAGGUGACACUCCAGUAAUUGAUAAACAUGGAAAAAAAAGACCUUCAGUGACUCCUCAUGCUGUAGUUGAAGAAGAUGUGGGGGGUGAAGUACAGACUAUGUUGGAACGAUUUGGAGCUGACAUUAACAAGGCUCUCUUGGCUAAGAGGAAAAGAUUAGAAAUGUAUACUAAGGCUUCUCUUAAAACCAGUAACCAGAAAAUUGAACAUGUUUGGAAAACACAGCAAGAACAGAGGCAGAAGCUCAACCAGGAGUAUUCCCAGCAGUUCUUGACUUUAUUUCAACAAUGGGAUAUGGACAUGCAGAAAGCAGAGGAACAGGAAGAAAAACUAGCGAAUAUGUUUCGCCAGCAACAGAAGGUUUUUCAACAAGCAAGAAUAGUUCAGAGUCAGAGACUGAAAACAAUUAAACAGCUGUACGAGCAGUUCUUAAAGAGUAUGGAAGAACUAGAGAAAAAUCAUGAAAACCUUCUAGCAGGUGCACAAAAUGAACUUCGCAAAGAAAUGGCUAUGUUGCAAAAGAAAAUCAUGAUGGACACUGUAAGUAUUAGCAUUGAUUUAUGGGGAAAAACAGUUAAAAAUGUAAAGACAGAACAUUAAGUAGAAAAACCAUUUAACAUUCACUUUUAAUUCUUUCAAUAUAUCAGACUGAUGUGGUAUUUUUUUCCUAAAUGUUGCAUUUGUUCAGUGUUAUCUCCUUUCUUGUAACAGCAACAGCAAGAGAUGGCAACUGUUCGCAAAUCUCUUCAGUCCAUGUUAUUCUGAUGGCUCAGUGAAGAAACAACUUGCACCUAAGUAACAUGAUACAAUUAUAGCCAUUAGCCAUGGAAAAAUAAGUCUGUUCCUUUAAAAUUCCAAUUUAAGAGUUCCUAUUAAUCAAACUGUUACAUGUAUUAUUUCAAUAAUGUUACUAGUGAAAUUGAUAGUCAUAUUUUUUCAUGUUCUUAAUGGAAGAGAUUGCAAACUGGAUUCUUUCCUCAGAGACUAUUAAUAUGUCUUUAAAAUGUCUGACCGAAUCCUCCUUAACCUCUUUGCAGUGAGAGUUGCUUUUCUAACUCUAAGGCAGUGUUAUAAAAUGCAAGACUAUAGCAGUAUGGAGGUUAAUAGAAGUUUACCUCUUGAAACAGGUGAAUAUGAAUCUGUGUACCAUAGGCAGCAGUAAUGCAAAAUGGAUCACAAAAUUCCACCAAUAAUGAACAUCACAGGAUUAAAAGGACACAUUAAAAACUUGAUGCUGUUAUGCAAAAAUGUACCUUUGCAACUUUAUAAUUGUGAACUAAAGAAACCACCAAAAUAAUCCUACGUUGUGUGUGUGCAUCUUGCAUAUUUAGCAGGAUAACAUUCUGGAAAGUUUAGGAAUUAAAAGUAUGGUACAUAUGAAUUACAUUUCUUUGGUACUUUAGGUUAUUAGACUACAUCUUGUUGUUUACUCUUUUUCUGUUCUAGGCACUGUAAUGGUUGAGGGUUUUUUUUGAAGUAUCAUUAGUAGCCUUAUUAUAAGCUGUACAUUGUACUUUACUGCACUAACAAGGACAUAUGCUUGCCAAGACUUGUUAGUCAUGUUAAACCAGAUAUUUUGGCUUUACAGCAUAGCGUGCCUAAUUGGUUUAAAUGAGCCACAUUAAACAACAAUUUACAACACAGUCUGCAGUGAUUAUUGAUAACACUAUACAUCUAUAUACUAUCAGUUCCUGUGGACCAUUUUGGAAGAGAUACUAAAGCAGAUGCCCAUCUCCAGAGCUGUAGUUGGAAGGGUAGUUCUUGCUGCUUUUUGAAAGAAUUAGCAGUUUAGUGAAGAUUAAGUUUUUAAAGUAAAUUCUUUAUAUUUUGUAUAUCACAGUACAGUGAAUUCUGAUUUACUUUACAGCCAGGUUGGAGUUUUCAUGCAUUUGUUUUACAGAAAACCACUGUAUACACAUUCAUUUCUUACAACUUAGGAAAGCCCUGAAAUAUUUUCAACAUUUGGAUUUAAUACAAAAAAAAAAAAAAAAAAAAUUUGGUCAUUAGCUGCUUGACAUCACUAACAAAUAUAACUUGGAGGAACUUACACUCAAUUGUAAUGAGUUUUAGCUUUUAUUCUAUAAAAGAAUGUAUAGUAAAAUGUCCAUAAGAAGAGGAGAGAUUUUUUCCCAGUCUUUUCUAGAAUUGCCCUAAAAAUGUAGUUUUCCAAAGGGUUCCAAAACCAGACUGUAGAGAUUCUGUAUAAAAUAUUUGUCCAUUACUUAAUAUUUACAUUUUGGAAUUGGGUUCCCCCAGUUUUCUGACUGCUUCCCAGAUUCUGGCGCCUGUGUCAUUUUUUAGGGAGUUAUUGUUGAACUAUUUUCUGGAUAGGGAAGUCUGGGCCAGCUGUUCAUGGUGCCAGGGCAGUUUUUCUGUCCCUGUUUAAAACUGGGAUAGAAGAGGGGAACAGUGUUCUAGAGGGGGAAUUUGUGAUGGCCUACUUCUCUGAGAUUGAAAUGUUGCGUUAGUAACCACCAUGCAGCCACACUCUUCCACAACAGUUAUUAGGACUCAGAGCAGAUAAACACUCAUUCAGUGCUAAUUAGCACAUGUUGGGAAGACAUGUUAAAGUGUGUGAAUCUUUGGUGGCUACCAAGUCAUGGAACUCCACUUAUAUUAUCUCUAAGUUGUCAUUUAAGUGUAAUCAGAUAACGGUGUAAGAUCUUUUCUGGUGUGAUAUAGUCAAACAAAUGUUUUUCAGUCCAAUAGAAAGUAUUACCUACAACAUUAAUACCCACAGGCACAACUAUACCCUACAUUGCAACUUGUUUUGAGAGCACAACACAAGCUUCUUAGGCCUACUGGUUACUGAAAAUAAGGCUGAGCUUGUUGUGGACGAGAAACUGCUGAGUCACUGAAAAUUCUUUCAUUAAGCAGUUCUCGUUUACAGUAUUUUUGAGCAACUGAUGCAUCUCACUGAGAACUGUUAAAGUUGUCAUUACUACUUUUCACUCUGUAUCUUAUGAACAACAUACAUGCAAAUGAAUGUUAAAAGUUCAUUUGUGCAUGAUGCUUUUCUCCCAGUUUAUUGAACAGGGUGACGAGGAUGAACUCUUAAGCCUUAUCUAGAUGGUCGGGGGAGUCAUGUGAUUCACAUAAGUGCAGCACCACUGAUGGCAAGUGGUGGAUUACAGGUCCAAUUUUACAGCAGUAAUGUAAUAUCGCAGUGAUCAAUGAUCCUAUUUUCCAGUAGGAUUCUCUAAUAAUAAACAAGAGGUAGAGAACCUCAUGCCCAGAAAGUAUAACCUUUAUGCAGAAUGUUUGGUAAACAAUGUUUUUCAAGUUUAUUAGAAGCAGUAAGAAACACCAUCACAGGUGCAUGAAGGUGAGAGCUUUCACCCACUUGAAAUCUAACAGGUUGUAUCAUGAUAUUAUUGCAGUAAUAAUGUUGGUGGGUUUCUUCACAAACGUGAAAGCGUUUAGUAUAUGCCAAGCUUUGGGAAUGUUGUGAACUGCAUUCUUCAUUGCUUAAACUGCAAGCCAGAAAUUGAUAAGGGGUACUUUCACAUUGAAGGGCUUUUGUAACUAGUCUAUUGAAACAGCUUGGAGGAGUGAAAAGUUAGGGUUGACAUCUAUGUUAUGUUUGCUACCUAAAAAUUAGAUUUGGUGGAAAUGUCACUAGCCCUUAGCUAAAGUAAGUCAGAUCUCUUCUGCUGAUUCUCAUUUAUUUAAACACUGGGUUUUAGAUUACCCUUAUUUUUGGCCAGUAUUUUCAAAUAGACAAAUGUAUUAACCAACCAGUUCAUUUCACAGCCAGAGCUCUCUUAUCACAUGGGAUAUUGCUUUAUAAUAAUCUAUGAUGAAAUACAGUGAAGUGUCUGAUACACUGUUUUGUACUUAAUCUUUUGAGAUCUUUUUCUAGACAGAUUUUUAUACUUAAAUACCAGGCUUUCCUAUGAGUUAACAAGUUAUACUUAAUUCCUUAGAGUCUGUGCUUAAAAAGUCUCAUAUACAGCUUGUUAUUACCAUAACAAAGUAAAACUAUAGAGAACACAUUUUGAUGGCAGUUGGGUUGCACAGUUGUGUUCAAAGGAUCGUUGCUGAUCAGAUCUCUAAAUAUAUAGGCCAAAUAUUUAGUCCUGCAGAUUUGCACUUUCAGUUUUACUGGUGCAAAUAACUAGGGCAAAAAUUUAUGCCAUUUAGAUCCAUCUGAUGUUGCUUGUAAAUUAGAUACUUGAUGGUACUUCAGCAUUAAGUGUUACUUACAAAUUAUAAUGGGUGCAAAACUAGAAGCCCAGCCUUAGAAGGAAACUCAAGCAAUAUAUAUUUUCAGUAACUGCUGAAAUGGAGGCUUUACCCCUGAACCUGUACUCACAGAGAUAAUGAUAUUUGAAAUUGGUGGGCAGAGUUUGUUAUAAAAGAUGAAGCAGGAAGAGAAAAUCCAGUAGUUUU
Messenger RNA from Chelonia mydas (Green sea turtle), 4776 nucleotides. It is a transcript of the gene SYCP3, whose product is annotated as synaptonemal complex protein 3. The transcript is spliced from 10 exons. The record is from RefSeq and is a predicted model, not a curated record. Gene Ontology annotation, cellular component: synaptonemal complex. Gene Ontology annotation, biological process: meiotic cell cycle; spermatid development. The coding region runs from base 256 to 984 and encodes 242 amino acids. NCBI's taxonomy places the organism in Eukaryota, Metazoa, Chordata, Testudines, Cheloniidae.